This is a messenger RNA of Saccostrea echinata, 799 nucleotides long. RefSeq lists its product as uncharacterized. The transcript is spliced from 4 exons. The coding region runs from base 1 to 555 and encodes 184 amino acids. Lineage: Eukaryota; Metazoa; Mollusca; Bivalvia; Ostreida; Ostreidae. The record is from RefSeq and is a predicted model, not a curated record.
AUGGCUCUUAACACUUCAGUACGUUUGGUGAUUUGUUGGCUUUCCAUUGCAUUUUUAAAAGAAUGUGAUGCAGCAGUAAGAUAUUCCUACUAUCGCUACUACUACUACUCGUACACCAACUAUUAUUACAGUUACUACAGCAGCUCUACUUCUAGUUCAAGUGUUGGACUGUAUGUAGGAAUUGUCUUUGGAAUUGCGGCCUUUUGUACUCUUGUGAGUAUUGUGAUCUGCUGCCUCUGUUGCCGAAGAAGACAGAACACUUCUGGUAUAGUACUCACUAAUCCAUCAACGCAGCAAACGAUUGUUACAUCAAAUGUUUCUGCAGGAGUUACCUAUCCUCAACAGCCAAAUCAAUACGAUGGCCAAUGCAAUACAGCAUUUCAUUAUGGAAUGGGAGCCCCUGGCCAAACUUUUGACAAUUCUUCUGCUCCACAGAACGAUGAAUCAGCACCAUCUUACGAGUCGGUGGUAGGUCAAAAUGGACCUAUUUCCUCUUCCUUCCCAAUGCAGGAAAACGUUUCGAACACGACAUGUUCUUUGCCAUACAAAACUUGAAAGUUUCUACAUACAGUUUCGAAACAUACAUUAACCUUUACUAUUCUUUGACAGUCUUAAUUUUUCUUUGCAGACAAAUAGAUGAAAUAUACUGAUAUGCAAAUAAAUAGUUGAUCACUCUUAGAUUAUUCAUAUCUUUAAUGAUGCUAUAGCAGGGACAUAUGUGUUCCUUGGAACACUCUAGUUUGUGUAUUUUUUACCCCUUGUGACAAAAAGAUAUCCAUGAAUAAAAGAUUUAAAUAUU